GAUUGGAUGGAGAGAAGGAAGCUGAGGCUUUGAUGUGACACAUCUGGAGUGAGAUGCAAUGUUUGUAGAUCAUUGAAGUUUUGGGAGUCUUUGUGACCGUCUCGCUGCAAUGUCUUUCAUCCCCGUAGAAGCGGAUUGCGAUUUUCCUAUCCGGAAUUUGCCGUACGGCGUAUUUUCUACCGAAGAUGAGCCGCGGCAUCGGAUAGGAGUGGCCAUUGGGGACCAAGUCCUAGAUCUUAGUGUCAUCAGACAUCUUUUCAAUGGGCCUUUCAUGUCAGCACACCAGGCUGUAUUUAAUGAGCCAACUCUAAAUAAUUUUAUGGCUCUUGGGCACAAAGCAUGGAAGGAAGCCCGUCAAGUUCUUCAAAAGCUACUGGCAGCAUCUGAACCCACACUCAGGGACAACAAGGAGCUGCGUGCCAGAGCGUUCGUUCCACAAUCUAAGGCUAAACUUCAUCUUCCAGCAAAUAUUGGAGAUUACACAGAUUUCUAUUCCUCAAAGGACCAUGCUACUAAUGUAGGGAUUAUGUUCAGAGGGAAGGAAAAUGCUCUGAUGCCAAACUGGUUGCACCUUCCAGUUGGCUAUCAUGGACGGGCAUCUUCUGUUGUGAUAUCUGGGACACCGAUCCGCAGACCAAAGGGGCAAGUUAGGCCAAAUGAUGACAAACCUCCUAUAUAUGAGGCCAGCAAACUCCUGGAUAUCGAGUUAGAAAUGGCUUUCUUCGUAGGCCCAGGAAACAAUUUAGGAGAACCAAUUCCCAUUCAGAAAGCUGAGGAGCAUAUUUUUGGCAUGGUACUAAUGAACGAUUGGAGUGCUAGAGACAUCCAGAAAUGGGAAUAUGUUCCACUUGGACCUUUUUUGAGUAAGAACUUUGGCACCACAAUAUCUCCAUGGGUGGUGCCAAUGGAGGCCCUGAUGCCGUUUGUGCUUCCCAAUCCAAUCCAGGAUCCCGUGCCUUUGCCGUAUCUCCAGGAUAAGAGUGAUUACACAUUCAAUAUUAACUUGUCUGUCAGCCUUCAAGGAGAUUGCAUGAGAGAGCCGGUGGCUAUCUGCAGAUCUAAUUUUAAGUACAUGUAUUGGACUAUGAAGCAGCAGCUGGCCCAUCACACAGUAACUGGCUGCAAUGUUCGUCCUGGAGAUCUUUUGGCAUCAGGAACCAUAAGUGGACCGGACCCAUCAAGCUUUGGCUCAAUGCUGGAACUGUCAUGGAGAGGCUCUAAGGCAAUUGAUCUUGGAAAUGGUCAUACUCGGACGUUCUUGAGGGAUGGAGACACUGUUAUUAUAACAGGUCACUGCCAAGGAGAUGGGUAUCGAGUUGGAUUUGGAGCGUGCUCAGGAACAAUUCUCCCGGCUGUAUAAAUGUAGACAUUCUCGUUGCUAC
Molecule: messenger RNA, 1382 nt
Organism: Nanorana parkeri
Lineage: Eukaryota; Metazoa; Chordata; Amphibia; Anura; Dicroglossidae
Gene: FAH
Product: fumarylacetoacetate hydrolase
Exons: 14
Coding region: 110-1360 (416 amino acids)
Biological process (GO): L-phenylalanine catabolic process; homogentisate catabolic process; L-tyrosine catabolic process
Molecular function (GO): fumarylacetoacetase activity
Source: RefSeq, a predicted model, not a curated record